AGCCAAAACCUGCAUUCAUAAAUGAGGAAAAGGUCCAGAAGGAGGUGAACGCUGUCCUGACAGAAAGUGCCACCCUCAGCUGUGAGGUAGCACAGGAUGCAACCGAAGUGAAAUGGUACAAGGAUGGAAGACUGCUCAUUUCCUCUAGAAAAUUCAAAAUAGAAACUGUGGGUAAAACCCGACGCCUAGUUAUAGAGCAGCUGGACAAGAAAGAUGCUGGAGAAUACAUCUGCGAGGCUGCAGGCCAGAAGCUGACUUUCAAGUUGAAACCAACUGAACCAGAAGCUAAAUUUGAAAAUAAAGUUGUCCAGAAAGAACCUCUCAUUGUUCAAGAACACGAAAGCAUCACACUGUCUACUUUGGUAACUCCUGAAACUGCUGCUGUAAAGUGGUUCAAGGAUGGAACAGAAAUCAAGGCAAGCAAGAAAUACGAAAUCAAGAGUGAGGGGGCAUCCAGGACCCUGACAGUGAACCUGGCUGAGAGCACAGACACGGCCGUGUACACUUGCCAGACAAAAAGCGACAAGCAGGAAUUCAAAGUACAGGUGAAAGAAAUCCCAGUGAAGUUUGUCAAAAAACUUGAAGCUGUUAAUGCUGAGAUUGGAGGCAGUGUCUCUUUGACCUGUGACGUGAGCCAUGCCAAAGGGAAGGUGGUGUGGUGCAGGAACGGAGUUCAGAUCAAGCCCAGCAAGCGUUUCCAGAUAUAUGAGGAAGGGGUCAAGCGAACAUUGACCAUAACAGGGAUCCGGGCUGAGGACGAGGGAGAGUACUCCUGCGAGUCCAGAGAUGACAAGAGCAGCAUUAUCAUCACCCCCAAACCUCCCAGAGUGGUGAAAUUUGUUACGAGUCUCAACAGCGUGGUCUCUGAGGAAGGAAAAGAGGCUGUGUUCAAGUGCACUGUCUCUCCCAGUGAUGCUGUGGUCACUUGGUUCAGGAAUGGUGUCAAAAUUGAAGCCAGCAAGAAGUAUGUGAUCUCACAGAAGGACACCAACCACAGCCUCACCAUCACUGAUCUGACACUGAAAGAUGCAGCUGAAAUCUCCGCCAAUGCUGAGGGCGUAGAAAGCACAGCCAAUCUCAGAGUCCGAGAGGCCUCAAUCUCAUUCAAGAAGAAACUGGAGCCCAGAACAGUUGAAGAGAGGGACACAGUGACCUUGGAGGUAGAGCUGACUAAGCCUGCAGAGGUGAAGUGGAUGAGGAACAGCAUCAUAUUGAAGCCCAGUGAAAAAAUAGAGAUCAAAGCUGAGGGAACAAAGCAUACCUUGGUGGUUAAGGACAUCUCCUUUGCAGACAGGGGCUUCUACUGCUGUGAGAGUCCUGAUGACAAGACCCAAGCCAAGAUCAAUGUGGAAAUGAGACAGAUCAAGCUAGUGAAAGGUCUUCAGCCCCUCGAAGUCUCUGAGAAAGGCACCGUCACCUUUGAGGUGGAAGUGUCACAUGAGGACAUGGAAGGGACCUGGCAGAAGGAUGGCAUUCGGCUGAAACCUUCACCAAAUAUCAGUAUUGGUGUCCAGGGGAAGAAACAUUCGCUGACUCUUUCUUCAGUGUCUCUUGAAGAUGCAGGACUCAUCUCCUUCAAAGCAGAUGGCAUUCAUACGUCAGGAAGGCUCACUGUCACAGAAUUGCCUGUGAGAAUCAGCAAACCUUUGGUAGAUGUCAGUGUAACUCAGAAGGACAAGGUCACAUUCGAGUGUGAGCUGUCCAGGAGCAACGUGGAUGUUAAGUGGUUCAAGGAUGGGAAGGAGCUCCAGCAAAGUAAAAAAGUGGGGAUUAUUUCCCAGGGAAAUAAGAGAAGCCUCAUUAUUCAUAAGUGUGAAUAUGAAGACCAGGGAACCUAUACUUGUGAAGCAGCUGAAGACAAGACAUCAGCUACCCUAAAAGUUCACG
Messenger RNA from Balearica regulorum gibbericeps (East African grey crowned-crane), 1887 nucleotides. Lineage: Eukaryota; Metazoa; Chordata; Aves; Gruiformes; Gruidae. The record is from RefSeq and is a predicted model, not a curated record.